Messenger RNA from Hevea brasiliensis (rubber tree), 1158 nucleotides. Its product is annotated as probable methyltransferase At1g27930. Lineage: Eukaryota; Viridiplantae; Streptophyta; Magnoliopsida; Malpighiales; Euphorbiaceae. The transcript has a single exon. Bases 193 to 1086 code for a protein of 297 amino acids. The record is from RefSeq and is a predicted model, not a curated record. Gene Ontology annotation, biological process: xylan biosynthetic process.
CUUUACAGCCUUCUCCAUCACUACAUUUUUCUUGUCCAUAAAAGGGGAGGAGCUCUUAGGUGGGCAUUUCUUAUAUCAUCUUCAUUUGCUUCCAAAGUUUGGGAAAAAAAAAACCUGUCACCUUCUUUCUUUCUUCAUACAUUUCUUCUUCUUCUUUUUCUUCGCAUCUCAAAAGCAAAGACUUUAAAAAAAAUGAAGAAAGCACAAAAUAGCUAUUUGGAGAUGAAAACUCACCGCCAAUUCCUCGCAGAGAAGCCAUGGUUUCUCGCCAUUCUCGUUGCUGCCUCUUUCAUCGCUGCUCUACUCGUCGCCAGCAGUAUUACAGGAUCAUCAUCUAGCUCCUUCUUAUGCUCCUUAAGUGGCGCGUAUGAAACAUCAGCGGUGGAUGAGUACGCAACCACCCCGACACAGCUUGACGCCAUUCUUCACUAUGCCACGUCGCGUGUGGUUCCACAACAAUCACGCGCUGAAAUCACUCUUUCUUUCGACGUUCUAAAAGCCCUUGCUCCAUGCAAUUUUCUUGUCUUCGGACUGGGCCAUGAUUCCUUAAUGUGGACCUCACUAAAUCCACGUGGCACCACCAUAUUCUUGGAAGAAGAUCCAAAGUGGGUCCAUACGGUUCUCCAACGUGCUCCAAAUCUGCGAGCCUAUGUAAUCAAGUACCCAACACAGCUACGAGAGGCAGACAAGCUUCUUUCUUCAUAUAAGCGAGAGAAGGAAUGCAUGCCACCAGAUGUUCGACUGAAGGGUAACACACGGUGUAAGUUAGCACUGAGCAUGUUGCCAGAUGAGAUAUUAGAUAAAGAAUGGGAUGUGAUCAUGAUAGACGCACCACGAGGGUAUUUUGCAGAGGCACCAGGGAGGAUGGGAGCAAUAUUCUCAGCGGCAGUGAUGGCUCGUGCAAGGACUCGGCCAGGUGUGACUCAUGUAUACUUGCAUGAUGUGGAUAGGAAGGUAGAGAAGGUUUAUGCAAAGGAGUUUUUGUGCAAGAAGUAUUUGGUAAAGGGCGUAGGAAGGCUUUGGCAUUUUGAGAUACCAUCUCUUGCUAAUAGGAGAGGCAGUGAUGCCUAUUCUAGUUUUUGUUAAAAUUGGCUACAGAAAUUUUUGUUAUGUAAUUUAUUUUCACUUUGAUGACAGCAAAAUUUCUUUCUAUGAGAU